Diceros bicornis minor is the source of this 579-nucleotide messenger RNA. It is a transcript of the gene ARL14, whose product is annotated as ADP ribosylation factor like GTPase 14. The record is from RefSeq and is a predicted model, not a curated record. Lineage: Eukaryota; Metazoa; Chordata; Mammalia; Perissodactyla; Rhinocerotidae. Gene Ontology annotation, biological process: vesicle-mediated transport; intracellular protein transport. The transcript has a single exon. Gene Ontology annotation, molecular function: GTP binding; GTPase activity. Gene Ontology annotation, cellular component: cytoplasm. Bases 1 to 579 code for a protein of 192 amino acids.
AUGGGUCUUUUGAGUUCUAAAAACCCCAAAGCCAAGCAAGCCCAAAUUCUUCUUCUGGGACUUGACUCUGCUGGGAAGUCUACUCUUCUUUAUAAAUUGAAGCUGGCGAAGGAUAUUGUGACCACCCCAACAAUAGGUUUCAACGUGGAAAUGAUCGAGUUGGAAAAGAGUCUUUCAUUCACGGUCUGGGAUGUUGGAGGACAGGAAAAAAUGAGACCCAUGUGGGGCUAUUACUGUGAGAACACCGAUGGGCUGGUGUAUGUUGUGGAUAGUACAGACAAACAGCGACUGGAAGACUCAAGGAGAGAGUUUGAGCAUAUUUUGAAGAAUGAACACAUUAAAAAUGUGCCUGUUGUCCUAUUAGCCAACAAACAAGAUGUGCCCGGAGCUCUGACUGCUGAGGACAUCACCAGGACGUUCAACGUGCAGAGGCUCUGCAGCGACCGGAACUGGUACGUGCAGCCCUGCUGUGCCGUCACCGGGGCCGGGCUGACAGAGGCAUUCGGAAAACUGACCACGUUUGUGAAAAGCCGCAUGAAGUCGAGAGGAGACACUUCAGCAUUCUUCAAGCAGAACUGA